UGGCCGGCAGAAGGCGUGAAAUCCUAUUUAUGUUUUUUUUUUUGUCGCGGUUUGUUUCUCUCUGUUUAUUGGAUGGAGGUUUGGAUUCCCGCAAGCUUGCCGCCCUCGGUAAGAUGAAGUGUAUUUUUAGUGGGGAUCCCGACCGAGAAACCCCACUGCCAGUGCUUGGUCUCUUUUCCCCGCUGCAAUGGAGGAUCCAGCGGUGUCGGUGCUCAAGCGGGCGGUGGAGCUGGACUUGGCGUCUCGCUUCCAGGAGUCGCUUGUGUGCUACCAGGAAGGGAUUGAUCUCUUGCUGAAAGUGCUCAAAGCUACAAAGGAUGAGAAGAAAAAGAAUCAUUACAGAGACAAAAUAUCAGAUUACAUGAACAGAGCAGAAGAUAUUAAGAAAUAUCUUGAGAAAGAGAAAGAAGAUGGAAAAUAUCACAAACAAAUUAAAAUUGAGGAAAAUACAAAAGGUUUCAGCUAUGAAAAGCUAUUCCAAGAAUAUCUUAAUGAAACUGUUACAGAGGUUUGGGUUGAGGACCCUUACAUUAGGCAUGUUCAUCAGUUGUACAACUUCUUAAGAUUCUGUGAAAUGCUUGUUAAAGGACCAUGCAAAGUGAAAAGUAUACACCUUCUUACCUCUCAUGAUGAAGGCAGUGGAAAGAGUCAACAGAUGAGUGCCCUAGAAGAAAUACAACAGUCCCUAAAGAAUUUUGGAGUAACACUGGACGUAUCCUACUCUUCUUCAAUACAUGAUCGAGAGAUUAGAUUCAACAAUGGAUGGAUGAUUAAAAUUGGAAGGGGCCUUGAUUAUUUUAAGAAACCACAGGGUCGUUUUUGCCUUGGAUACUGUGACUUUGAUUUGAGACCAUGUCAUGAAACCACUGUAGACAUCUUCCACAUUAAACAUACAAAGAAAACAUGACCCACUCCAGCUAUUUUGUCCAGCUAUAUCUACUGUACACUUUUAUAAAGUAAAACUGAUUUUAUGUUUUUUGAAAUGUACUAUACAGCAAUCCAAUUAGCUUGUCUAUGCAAAAAGGCAUGUUUAUCACAGGAUUUCAUAUUCUUAAGAGGAGCUGUAAGUAGUUUUUCAACCCUGUUGAGGACCACUAUUCUAAUUUACUUGUUUGUGCUUGGACCACAUUUUCUUACCUUAAUAAAUACCAUGUGGAAGGAUGCUUGAAAAAGCUUUUGAACUAAA
Elgaria multicarinata webbii is the source of this 1186-nucleotide messenger RNA. RefSeq names its product microtubule interacting and trafficking domain containing 1 (gene MITD1). Bases 188 to 907 code for a protein of 239 amino acids. The record is from RefSeq and is a predicted model, not a curated record. Gene Ontology annotation, biological process: midbody abscission. The transcript is spliced from 7 exons. Gene Ontology annotation, cellular component: midbody. Lineage: Eukaryota; Metazoa; Chordata; Lepidosauria; Squamata; Anguidae.